This is a messenger RNA of Lactuca sativa (garden lettuce), 1155 nucleotides long. RefSeq lists its product as uncharacterized. Lineage: Eukaryota; Viridiplantae; Streptophyta; Magnoliopsida; Asterales; Asteraceae. The record is from RefSeq and is a predicted model, not a curated record.
AUGGAACUUGAGCAAAGUAAUUAUGAAAUUCGGUUACGUGCUACAAUCCGUAGUUGUAGAUUUUUAUUGAAAAAUGCAUUACCAUUUCGUGGACAUGAUGAGAUGGAAAAGUCUAAUAAUAAAGGACUUUUUAUUGAAGUCUUAUCUUUGAUUAGAGAAGAUAAUGAGAAGAUUUUUAAAGAGAUAAUCAAGUCUAUUUGUGAUGAAAUUGGUAAAGAUGUGUUUGGUAUAUUAGUUGAUGAGUCUAGUGAUGUUUCCAAAAAAGAACAAAUGGCUAUAGUUUUGAGAUAUGUUGAUAGACUUGGGAUUGUAAAGGACAAAUUUAUCGGUGUUGUUCACGUGUUAGAUACAUCCUCUUUGUCUCUUAAAGCCGCCAUUGAUACCGUUUUUUCCAACAACAACUUGACUAUCGAUCAGGUGAGGGGGCAAGGUUAUGAUGGAGUAAGUAAUAUGAGUGGUGCAUUCAACGGUUUGAAAUCUUUGAUUUUAAAUGAAAAUAGUUAUGCACAUUAUAUACAUUGUUUUGCACACCAACUUCAAUUAGUGGUUGUGGCGGUUGCAAAGAAACAUGAUUAUGUUGAUAAAUUCUUUGAACAACUAGGUUUGGUGGUUACUGUCAUUUGUGGGUCUUGUAAGAGAAAAGAUAUGAUACGAGAGAAGAAAAAAGAAAGAGUAGCAACUAAAAUUGGUAUUGGUGAAACUGAAACAGAAGUUGUUGCAGUCCUUAAAUAUGUCAAAGAUGAAGGGUCUUCUUUAUCUAACCGUAAUCAAGCAAAGGUUGUGAUUUUUAACACGGUUUUGGAUAUGCAAAUUCAAGAAUUUGGGGAUAGAUUUAGUGAAGUUGGCACGGAUUUGAUAGAGAACAUGGCGGCUUUGAGUCCUUGUGACUCAUUUUCUAGUUUUGAUAAAGCAAAGUUGUUAAAGUUAAGCGAGAUAUACAAAAACGAUUUUAACGAUUCAGAAAGGGCACAACUUAAUGGCCAACUUGAUAUCUAUUAUCACUCUUUGCUCCAUGAUGAGAAAUUUUUCAAUAUGAAGGGAAUUGCAUACAUCUCUCGUUUGUUGGUGGAAACUGGGAAGCACCUCCCUUUUCCGUUGCUUUAUAGAAUAUUAAAACUAACUUUGGUUUUUGCCUGUUGGAACUGCAACCGUUGA